Molecule: messenger RNA, 2460 nt
Organism: Tripterygium wilfordii
Lineage: Eukaryota; Viridiplantae; Streptophyta; Magnoliopsida; Celastrales; Celastraceae
Product: N-alpha-acetyltransferase 35, NatC auxiliary subunit-like
Exons: 16
Coding region: 97-2277 (726 amino acids)
Biological process (GO): N-terminal peptidyl-methionine acetylation
Cellular component (GO): NatC complex
Source: RefSeq, a predicted model, not a curated record
AUGUGCUUCGUCGGACUUCGAAGCACAGCAUGAACUAAGACUUGCAAGUCUAUGAGUCUCUGAAGACGGAGACUCCAAAGUCCAAACAGUUUGACCAUGGCUACAGAGGAGGGGGCAUCCGUGGGGCCUGACGUUCUCCAGAACUCAUCCAUCCCCGCCAGCGAGAACACCGUGUGGGCAGACUGUUCUCCUCUUCUGGAAGCUGUUUGUGAAGAUCUUCAAGAUGGUGAGCUUGUUCGUGGAGAAAAUUUCAAUCUUUUUGCGGCAAUGUCUGCUUUAGAGAUAAUGGACCCAAAGAUGGAUUCAGGCAUUGUUUUCAAAUACUAUUCUGUAGAUGAAGCUAUUGAAAAUGGUGCUGCUCCAAUUCCGAUAAGCAACGACAAGACUGUCGAUGUACAGUGCACCAUUGACAUCAUGGACCAUCUUCUAGCUUGUGAGGCCACAUGGCACAAGGGUCACUCAUUGGCGCAAACUGUGUUUGCUUGCAUCUAUCUUCUGAGACCUGACAGGACAGCUUCAAAUGCCUUGUUACAUUCUUACUGCAGAAUCAUACAUGCAACGUGCAAGGCAGUUGUUUCAGUUGUCUCAGAUGCACGCACACAUGAAGAAGAGGAUAUCUUUACAAUGUCGUAUGGUCUUCCUUUGAAUGGGGAUGGAGAUGAGAAGUGCUUGUCAAUGUUAAAUGCUGUUGAAGAAACAACAUCGCGCCAAUUGCGUGCCUCUAAAGCUUCAUCAUUGAAAAAGAGAGACCUUGAGAAUAUAGAGCCAUUACAGAAUAAUCUUGAUUUGGAAGAAGACUGUUGCAAAGCUUUGUUAUGCCGCUUACGCUUUCGUAAGCAUUUUUUCCAUCUUCUUACACAUAUGAGACGGCCUCAAGGAAGAGGCUUGGAGUUGGCAAGAAAACAUGUAGCUUUCUGCGUGUCAGAAUUAGAAUGCAUGCGUAAAUCAGCAGAAUUCCUUAGGGCUAGUGCUCAUGGGACUUGCGAAGACAGUGUAGAAAAUAGUACAACUGCCUCUGGUCGUAAACCAAUUGGAUUUGAUGCUAGUUUAAACAGCAGGUUAUCUGCCCCAACACCACCUCGUGCAAUUGAAAUUCUUACUUGGAUGAAGGCUACUGAUUAUUUUGAGAAACUUCUCCAUGAUCUUGAUGUUAUAUGUUCAUAUCCAUUGGACCCGGUUUUAGAAGGUGUUUUGCGUUCUGUGGUUCAAUUCCAAAAAUUGCAACCAGAUUUGGUUGCAAGAGCUCAUCUCCAGGUGCUCCUCGUUCAAGAUGGGAAACUCUAUGGGCGAGAUCCUAUCUUUGCUGUAAUUACUAAAGCUGCAGCUUUGCCCGAAGUAAUGAAGAACCAUGAUGUUCAAAAAACUGAAUGCAUUGUACAACUCGGACAGUUAGUGAUCAAUAUGCUCAAGAUUCUUUGUACAAAUGCCGCCUGGCAGAGGUGUAAGCUUGGAAAAAUUUUGCAAGAUUGGUGUGUUAUAUAUAUGCAGGUAGAGCUUGAUUUCAGAAAGGAGCUGGAAGAGGUCUCGAAAUUUUCAGGUGAAGAGAAUGCAUGUGUGAGAGUAUUGAAACACAUCCUCGUUUGGAUAGAAGAACAAACGUACUGGAUUGCUUGUCGUUUUAUCAUUCUGGGUUUUGAGUUAGAACUCUAUUCGCCCGGUGAAUACUGCAUGGUAUACUGGUAUCUAUACGUUGUCUUGGUCAAGCUUGCUGAGAGAACACAUCUUAAGAUGGCAGCGAAUAGUUGCACCACCAAACGAAAGGGAAAGAAAAAAAAGGAUUCACCUAAGGAUGUGGCAAGGGAAGCCCAUAUCCCACCAGCUCUCUUGUUUCUACAGUGCCACAUAUUGCUUGCUGAAGGGCUCUCCAUGAUGUUUGCUGCAUUGAGGAAUGAACAAAUGCUUUUACAGAGUCCAAGCCCCUUUAAUUCUGAACAUGAGAGAUUUAUUCAACAUUUCGAGCUUCUACUGAAAGCUUGCGUUCCUGAUCACAUCUCAUACUCAUCAUUCAGUGAAUCUACAUCAUACGUGCGCUUAUCUACCCUCUUCAGGUACAACUACUUUAAGGAUGCUCAUAGGAUAGCAAGAGAGGUCAGAAGUAGUUUUUCAAAUGACCCAGAUAGAUUAGCAGAACUCAAAAGAUUAGAGCAAGUCGCGGAGCACAACGGGAUCGCCUUGAAUAUCAUUUGCAAGAUAGGAGCUUCUGACCCAUCACUAAAGCUUUCCUUUGAGUUCAUCCACCAUCCAUAUCUCGCUACUACUGUCAUCAAGAGAUCUUGAGUCUCUCUUCAUGAUCCCUACCAAUUUUGAAAGGCGUAUAGGCUUCUUGUGGGGUGUUUUGAGUAAGGGUACAGCAGCAACUGUUUAAUAUUAGUUUCUUUAAGACUUUUUAUUUCAUAAAUUAUUCGUUAAUACUCGUAUAAUAAACUGUUCUAGGAAAAAUAAAAACAUUAUUAACAUGUA